Messenger RNA from Colias croceus (clouded yellow), 1132 nucleotides. RefSeq lists its product as uncharacterized. The record is from RefSeq and is a predicted model, not a curated record. Lineage: Eukaryota; Metazoa; Arthropoda; Insecta; Lepidoptera; Pieridae. The transcript has 7 exons. The coding region runs from base 147 to 674 and encodes 175 amino acids.
CUUCAGACUUCAGUAUGCUGGCAACCGUCGAACAGAGAGCGCGUCACUUCGCGACACAAUCGCGUAUAUUUACGAUACCAAAACAUAGUACGUGAAAUUAUUAGUAUGCAAUCUGUUUUGAAGAUUUGUAUCUCAUCAACGCAAAGAUGAAAGCGUGGACAGCGCAUGAGCAAGACACAUCGUUGUCUUGCUGUCGCACAUUACAUGUAAAACAUGCUGCGUACGCGAGCGCUUUAUAUACUUUGAAUAUAUCUAUAUUGGUGGUGCUACUGUACAGUUGGAGAAUAGGAGUAAAUGCGAAGAGGUAUAAAGAAUUGGACGAUGUUUAUUAUGGUGUACAGAUAGCAUACUUCGCAAUAAUAGGAACGCAAAUGUUCAUGAUUGUGCUCAGCAUAUUUCUGUUUUAUGGUAUUUAUAAAGAAAACGUUGCAUUUUUAGUCCCAUGGGUGGUUGGAUGCAUGACGUUUAUGGCCUUGGAAGCGAUGGCCAUGGUGUAUUCCAAUAUUUUAAGAGAUCACGUCAAUAAACAAUUCGACGCGAUGUGUAAAGCAGAAAUAUCGUUUUUGAUACCGAGAAUAUUUUUAAACUGUCUAUGCAUAUGGUCCGUACUACGACUGUAUCACCUACUAAGGGCGGGUGUAACAUGGAAGGGCGCAGCUCCCAUCGAGCUGUGACUAUUGCCUCCCAAAGCCUCCGGGGACUCUGCCCCUUGCGAGUCUAGCCUGUUGCUAGGCAACGUGGAAAGCGAUACAGAUGCUAGCAUGCACUCGCUUUGACAUAUUAUAGUUUUGUAUAGGACUGAAGUGUAAUUGUGAUACUUUGGAAUAGCGUUUCUUGAAAUGGUGAUUUAACUGUGUACAGUGAAAGUGAUUUAGUUGACGGAUUACGGCAAACUUAAAUGUGAUUGUUGAAGUGAAGCUAUGUUUGUAAUAUUAUCCAAAUUGUUAUAGUGGCCAAUAGUAUUUACAUGGUGUAACAUUACUAUCUAUGCAUUAAUUUUAAAUCAGUAAUUUUUGUUUUAAUAAACAUUUGUUGAUUAUGUUAUUGAGAUGUAGGUACAUAUUAUAAUGUUUAGGAGAUCAUAAUUAUUUGUGACUUUUUAUCAGUUUCUUUUCUCACUUAAUUUAUUUUU